Messenger RNA from Daldinia decipiens, 2350 nucleotides. Its product is annotated as glycoside hydrolase family 47 protein. Gene Ontology annotation, biological process: N-glycan processing; carbohydrate metabolic process. Lineage: Eukaryota; Fungi; Ascomycota; Sordariomycetes; Xylariales; Hypoxylaceae. Gene Ontology annotation, molecular function: mannosyl-oligosaccharide 1,2-alpha-mannosidase activity; calcium ion binding. The transcript has a single exon. The coding region runs from base 334 to 2166 and encodes 610 amino acids. Gene Ontology annotation, cellular component: endoplasmic reticulum; Golgi membrane. The record is from RefSeq and is a predicted model, not a curated record.
CCCAAAAUACUACCGAAAUAGAUACUCCCCCAACUGCGUCCCCCAAACACAUAAAGAGUCCCGUUCCGCGAACCAUGACAUAAACCUCGCCCCGCUACUCAAACCUCUAACAGUAAUAAUUCAUUCAUCUGAUGUUUAGCUACGAAUUCAAGAUCUCUUACCUGCUUGCCUCUAGGAAAGCUGACCUUUUCGUCAGUUCUCCGGGCUGAUAUUAUACAAUCCGUGCUCGAGCGAUGUGAAUAUUUGCUUCCUUCCGACUGCAUUCGCUAGCUUUGAAGCCUUGUUAGAGUAAUAUACGUUAGAUCUACGUCUCAAUCUGCCAUAGUCGCAGCCAUGGGCGUUCGACGAGUCCGAAUACUUCUCGCUGCGAUUGCCAUUUGGGUACUUGCAUCUUGGUACUAUAGCUGGCACCCACCCGCCGAUACGGGUAUUUUUAGUCAUACUCGUGGUCCGGGAAAUCGUCCUACGUCGGCUUCGGCUGGCUCUAAAGGCCCGAAGUGGGAAAAGCGUCCGCCUCAGCACCCCGUGAAAAAACUCGCUACGCUCCCGACCAAUAAGCCUUCCAGACGAAUACCGCGUGUACAAGUCGCGAGACCGAAAGAGAGUGCUUCUGAUAAGGAGUUGCGACUACGAAGACUUGCUGCUAUCAAGGAUAGCUUCAAACAUAGUUGGAAUGGGUAUAAGAAAUAUGCAUGGGGUCAUGAUGAGAUCAAACCCCUCUCGGGGUUGCAUAAGGAUCCUUUUGCCGGGUGGGCAGCAACCCUCGUUGAUUCCUUAGACAGCCUAUGGCUCCUUGAUAUGAAAGAGGAUUUUGACUUUGCAGUGAAGGCUUGCGAGACAAUCGAUUUCACAACUACGGAGACUCGUGAUAUCAACAUUUUCGAGACGACAAUUCGAUAUCUUGGAGGUUUCUUAGCGGCAUACGAGCUAAGUGAAAAACAAUAUCCAAGCCUUCUUAAAAAGGCGACUGAGGUUGCCGAUCUGGUGAUGUCGUGUUUCGAUACACCGAACCACAUGCCCAUAACGCGGUUCCCCUGGAAGGAAUAUGCUAGGGGUAAGCCACAGGUAGCUCCGGGACAUGCUCUGCUAGCCGAAGUAGGGUCACUAAGUCUUGAGCUUACGAAGCUAUCUCAAUUGACCGGUGAUAUGCAAUACUACGAUGUCGUACAAAGAAUAGCCGACGGCCUAGAAAAGGACCAAAAGACAACUGCACUACCAGGGAUAUGGCCGAUCAUAGUGGACCCCUCGAAGACGCCUCUCAAGUCUACUGGAGAUUCCUUCACUCUCGGUGGAAUGGCCGAUAGUACAUUUGAGUAUCUUGGAAAGCAGUACUUAUUGCUCGGAGGCGCCCUUGAUCAGCCCCGCAGGAUGUACGAAGGUUUCAUAGACGUUGCGAAGAAGCAUCUUCUCCGUCGUGCUUUAAACCCGGACAAUCUCAAGCUGCUCUUCUUCGGCGACACUAGGGUUGUCUCGAUGCCCGAGGGCAGCGAGCAGAUUGUGAAUACUCCGAUAGCGCAACAUUUGACAUGCUUUGCAGGAGGUAUGGUGGGUAUGGCAGCUAAGAUCUUCGACCGCCCAUCGGACCUAGCUAUAGCAGAGCAGUUGACGGAGGGGUGUGUGUGGUCGUACAACCAAACUGACUCGGGUAUUGGACCCGAGCUGUUCCGCUUCAUACCUUGUGACCCGGAUGUUACUAAGGACGACUGCCAGUGGAGCGAGGCGCGAUGGACGGAGGCGAUUAGGAAAUUUUGGGGUCGCAAUAUGAAGGGUGAUACGCUUUCCGACAAGCAAGUCAAGGAUAACAUCAUAGAGGCGCGGCAUCUGCCCCUCGGUAUGGUUAAUGUUGACGACCGUCGGUACUUACUGCGCCCCGAGGCCAUCGAGUCCGUGUUUAUGAUGUGGCGCAUGACAGGAGAUCACAAAUACAUGGAGCAGGCGUGGGCCAUGUUCGAAGCCGUCGAUAAGUGGACACGAUCGAAGUACGCGGCGGCGGCACUAGACGACAUAACGGUGAAGAAGCCGGAGCAGGUUGACAGCAUGGAGAGCUUCUGGCUGGCUGAGACGCUCAAAUAUUUCUACUUGAUCUUUGGUGACUGGGAUUUGGCUAACUUGGACGAAUGGGUAUUGAAUACCGAGGCGCAUCCUUUAAGGCGGGCGGAUGCAUGAGGGUAUAUGGUUAGGGUGCUCAGUAUACGAAGGAUAGAGGACCGGACUUGAUACCCCUAGAGGAGAUUAUAUAUGUGUGGUAUAUAUGUUGAAUGUAAAUGAUUUGGAUUCGACCGGACCGGACUGGACCAGACUAACCUAGGAGACUAUCAUAGAACUACAAUAUUACGAUGACUCAUCUAGA